Molecule: messenger RNA, 2153 nt
Organism: Limanda limanda (common dab)
Lineage: Eukaryota; Metazoa; Chordata; Actinopteri; Pleuronectiformes; Pleuronectidae
Gene: suv39h1a
Product: SUV39H1 histone lysine methyltransferase a
Exons: 6
Coding region: 25-1278 (417 amino acids)
Cellular component (GO): nucleus
Molecular function (GO): zinc ion binding; histone H3K9 methyltransferase activity; protein binding
Source: RefSeq, a predicted model, not a curated record
UAUUUUGGCGGUUGUGUGGCAAACAUGGCGGAAGAUUUGAAAGAUGGAGUGGCUGUGUCAGAUUGCAGAGUGCCAUGUAAGAUGUCCUGGGAUGAGCUGGAGGCGCUAUGUCGCACAGAGAGGCUCCACUGUAAACAGCUUGGGGUGAACAGAACCAACGUCAAUGAGUAUGAGGUCGAGUUCCUCUGUGACUACAAGAAGACUAAGGAGGAGGAAUUCUAUCUGGUUAAAUGGAGGGGAUUCCCAGAGUCAGAUAAUAGUUGGGAACCCAAGAAGAACCUCAAAUGCCCCAAACUGAUAAAGCAGUUCCAUCAGGACCUUGAUCAGGAACUGAGGCGCCACAAGCGACGCUGCAUCCCUAAAAAGCUAGAUAAGGAAGUCACCUCAAUCCUCCUCCAGAAAGCUAAACUCCGUCAGAGUCUGCAGCUCUGGGAGACCCAUUUGAAUCAGACUCGGAACCACCCAGGUCACAUUUUCGUCGUUAACGAAGUGGACCUUGAGGGUCCUCCAAAAAACUUCACCUACAUCAACAACUACAAAGUAGGCCAGGGCAUAGUGUUAGAUGAGAUGGCUGUGGGUUGUGAGUGUAAGAACUGUUUAGAGGAGCCGGUGAAUGGCUGCUGCCCUGGGGCCUCUUUGCACCGUAUGGCCUACAACUAUAAGGGGCAGGUCCGGAUCCGGGCAGGACAGCCCAUAUAUGAGUGUAACUCCCGAUGCAGCUGUGGCCCCGAUUGUCCCAACAGAGUGGUGCAGAGGGGCAUCCAGUUUGACCUGUGCAUCUUUAAGACAGAGAACGGCAGAGGAUGGGGUGUCCGCACACUGCAGCAUAUCAGGAAGAACACAUUUGUUAUGGAGUAUGUAGGAGAGAUUAUCACAACAGAUGAAGCAGAGAGGAGGGGUCACGUGUACGACCGCCAAGGAUCUACAUACCUGUUUGACCUGGACUAUGUGGAGGAUGUGUACACAGUCGAUGCUGCUCACCUAGGCAACAUCUCCCACUUUGUCAACCAUAAUUGUAAUCCCAACCUGCAGGUUUUCAAUGUGUUCAUUGAUAACAUUGAUGAGAGGCUCCCAAGAAUCGCUUUAUUUUCAACACGGGCUAUUCGGGCAGGAGAAGAGCUCACCUUUGACUACAAAAUGCAAAUUGAUCCAGUUGACACAGAAAGCACCAAAAUGGACUCCAGUUUCAGUCUAGCGGGGCUCCCGAGCUCGCCAAAGAAGAAGAUUCGAGUAGAGUGUCGGUGUGGAUCAGACUCAUGUCGAAGAUACCUGUUCUGAUGAGAGUUUGCAGGAAAGCAUCAUUUUUUGUAAAGAUGUCAAAAAAUUGUACAGAUUUUUAUUUUAUUUGUUUAUUUAGCUUAAACCCACUAUCAACUUGACAAACUUAAAAGUAAAAAAUCAGUUUUAUAUUUGUAAUUGACUUGACAUGAGGGGGUUAUUUGUCUACUAAAUUCCAAUCAUAUUAUAUAUCUUCCUCCUUCCAAUUUUUGCAAGACAAGUGAUGUGGUCUAUAUAUAUUAGCCAAUCACUACAGAGUGCAGUAUAAUAAUGACUCGCUGUUGACUUGAGUAAAUUAUUACCUGUGAUUGCUUUCUAUGAACUCUGUACAUGUUUUCGACAUGCACAGUAGGGGGAUUGAGCCAUGGUAGCAGUGUCCCACCAUUUCGCUCGCUGGUCAGUCUGGGUCAUCAGUAUAGUUGAAGUCUUGUGACUGUCAAGGCUACAGCAUAUAAUUGAUAUACUUUUUAUUCUCAUAAAACCAUUCAGUGAGCCUUCAUGUUCAACAGAGGAGGGCACUGUCAUCCUGGUUCGCCACUCCUUUUUCAAGCUUUUCUUUCAUUUGCCAGCUGUCUGCAAGGGAGUGCGUGAGCAUGCGUUUCUGUCAAUCUGUGUUGAAGUCAGAAGUGGUGGGGGGAAAGUUGUGACAUAGCAAAAGUCUGUUUCAAGAUAUGUUAUAGAUGUGUUCAAUGUCACUGUUUGGAAAGUAUAUGGGUGAAAGGCUAAAACAGGAUAACAACAAUUAACAUUAUCAGGGGGUAAAACUAUCUGCAUUUAUGAAGCCCAUCUGGGACAGGUGAGAAUUUUUUAAUGAACUGAGCCUUUCAUUACCCAUUCUCUCUGAAUAAGAUGUAUUAUCUGGUCAAAUAGCUGAU